Molecule: messenger RNA, 876 nt
Organism: Caenorhabditis briggsae
Lineage: Eukaryota; Metazoa; Nematoda; Chromadorea; Rhabditida; Rhabditidae
Gene: Cbr-lys-1
Product: Protein CBR-LYS-1
Exons: 2
Coding region: 1-876 (291 amino acids)
Biological process (GO): peptidoglycan catabolic process; innate immune response; cell wall macromolecule catabolic process
Molecular function (GO): lysozyme activity
Source: RefSeq, a predicted model, not a curated record
AUGCUCAAGCUUGUCGCCCUCACUCUCCUCGCCACUUUGGCUUCUGCCCGACCACAAGACGUCGAUUCCAACAGAAUCGUUGCUCUUCCUCAAGAUGAUUUGGAUGUUUCCGCAAUUGUAUUCGAGAAGAUCGAAGUGAAGCCAGCCCCAGCAGUCGUCAGUGUUGAUGCCUCUUAUGCCUAUGGAGUUGAUCUUGCUGUUCCUGCCACUCUUGCUCAGAUGAACUGCCUCAAGACUUCCAGAUAUGCUGCUGUUUUCCUCAGAGCUUUCGCUCCAACUGGAUCUGGAGUUUUCGAUACUACUUCUGUUAACAACAUCAGAAAUGCCUAUUCCGCAGGACUCGGAAUCGAGGUCUACAUGACUCCACAACCACUUUCUUCUCUUCAAGGAUACCAACAACUUGAUCUUCUCUACAACGGACUUACCAACAAUGGAAUUACCAUCAGAUCUGUCUGGAUUCAGGUUACCUCGCCAGCCAACUGGCAAAAGUCUGCUACCACAAAUGUUAACUUCAUCAACAGCAUCGUCUCUCGUGCUAAACAAUACGGACUCACCGUGGGAAUCUACACCAACCAAUACGAUUGGAGCCAAAUCACCGGAAACUGGGCCACUUUGAGCUCUGACGUUCUUCUCUGGUACUGGCACGUCCUUGGAGGAGGUGUCACUGGAGAGACUCCAGCUACUUUUGAUGACUUCCGCGCCUUCGGAUCCUUCAAGAAGGCUUCAGUCAAACAAUUCGCUCAAGUCGAAUCUGUAUGCUCUCUGACUGUCAACCGUGAUGUGUAUGCUGUCGGAAUCCCAGCUGCCGCUUCUUCUUCCAAGAAGGCCAUCACCGAGAACAGCAAGAUUUUUGUUGGAGGAGUUGUCGGAUUUUAA